AUGGCGAUGCCGCCGAAGCCCGGCGAUCCGCCGCAGCGCUCGCCGGCGCGUAGCCCCAACCUCAACCUGCCCUGCCCGCUGCCGCCGGUCCCGGGCGGGGCGCCUGCGCCGCCGCCGCCGCCGCCGGGCGCAGGGCUGCCCCCUCCGCGCGUGGGCCACCACCGCCGCGCCAGAUCUGAGGUGGCCUUCCGCUUCCCGGACGACCUGGCCGGCGGCGGGGGCGGCGGCUUCGACGAGAUCGGCUCCGAGGACGACCUCUUCUCCACCUUCAUGGACUUGGACAAGAUCGCCGGCACCGACCGCGACCGCGCCGCCGAGACCUCCUCGCCGCCGCGCCCAGCCAGGCACCGCCACAGCGCCUCCUUCGACGGCUUCGGGAUGGGGGCCGGCGCCGGCGGCCCAGGCGGGCAGCAGGACGGCGGCGGAGGCCUGUUCGGAGAGGUGAUGGAGGCCAAGAAGGCCAUGUCUUCCGAGCAGCUCGCCGAGCUCGCUGCCAUCGACCCCAAGCGCGUCAAAAGAAUUAUUGCAAACAGACAAUCUGCAGCACGGUCAAAGGAAAGAAAAGCUCGAUAUAUAACAGAAUUGGAACGGAAGGUUCAAACUCUUCAGACAGAGGCUACUACUCUUUCAGCGCAGCUGACACUGUUCCAGAGAGACACAACUGGACUUUCGGCAGAAAAUGCUGAGCUCAAGAUAAGGUUGCAGGCCAUCGAGCAGCAGGCUCAACUGCGUGAUGCUCUAAAUGAUGCACUGAAGCAGGAAGUGGAGAGGCUUAAGAUAGCAACAGGUGAGAUGUCGAAGUCUAACGAACAAUUUAAUAUGGGAAUGCAGCACGUCUCGUACAACCCUUCAUUCUUCCAGCUCUCGGAGCAACACACAGUUCAGCAGCAUGGAAAUAUUCAGCUGCCGCAUCAUUUCCAACAGCCUCCACCGAAUGUCCCGAGUCACCAGAUGCUAUCCCACCCCAAUUCCUUCUCGGAUAUGAUGCAGCAUGACUCGCUUGGGCGGCUCCAGGGGCUGGAUAUCGGAAAAGGUUUCAUGGCUGUGAAGUCAGAGGCAGAGGUCGUGGUGAAGUCGGAGGGCAGCUCUAUAUCUGCAGGUGAAAGCAAUACCACCUUCUAG
This is a messenger RNA of Miscanthus lutarioriparius, 1122 nucleotides long. The record is from the annotation of a GenBank genome assembly. NCBI's taxonomy places the organism in Eukaryota, Viridiplantae, Streptophyta, Magnoliopsida, Poales, Poaceae.